Messenger RNA from Brassica oleracea var. oleracea, 1669 nucleotides. RefSeq names its product phosphatidylcholine transfer protein. Lineage: Eukaryota; Viridiplantae; Streptophyta; Magnoliopsida; Brassicales; Brassicaceae. The coding region runs from base 347 to 1483 and encodes 378 amino acids. The transcript has 7 exons. The record is from RefSeq and is a predicted model, not a curated record. Gene Ontology annotation, molecular function: lipid binding.
UUGGUUUACAAAAUAAAAUUGAGAGGCCCUUAGAUUGUAAGGGUCAGAGAAAGGGGGAAAAUAUUAGAAAAGAAAAGAAAGGGCCAAAUAGAGGAAGAAGUAAAAACUUAGGGGCGAGAGGGGGAACAUAAGGAGAAAAGGAAGAGCGAGUAAGGAAGCGGUUGGCUUGGUUGAGCCGCAAGUGGAACAAGACAUGAUGACUUGAGUAAUAAGUUGGCCGGAAUUGUACACGCACGCCACCCCAACAGUUAACGAAUGACCUAAAUUGAAAUCCGUACGGUUCAGUCGAUUUCGCAAAGCGCAAAAAAAAAAAAAAAAGCCUUGAGAGGUCUCGGCGGAUUCGACGAUGAAUAGCGUAUUUUUCCGGCGGGAUGUUUCUGUUACAGACGGAGCUUGGGUGGCCACCGCUGUUUCGAUUCUCUUAAUCUUUCUCUUUCGUAUCUUCAAAUUUCGAUUCUUUUCUUCUCCUUCUCCCUCCAUUGCCGACUCUGUUUCCCAUGCCCAAAUCCAAUCAAGGACACCUAGAGUUGUUUCUGAUGAUGAUUUGAAAUGGUUGAUCCAAAACUUGGAGGAACGCAAUGAGGCUGCUGAGAUGUGGGAACAUGUUAUUCACAAAACCAACAAUCGAAUUUCAUACUCUGCUAAACGCUGCAAGCCAACUGAUGGUGGUCCGAUGAAGUACUUAAGUGUGACUGUAUUUGAGGACUGCUCCGCUGAGGUGUUGAAGGACUUUUACAUGGACAAUGAUUACAGGAAGCAAUGGGAUAAGACUGUCGUUGAUCAUCACCAACUUCAGGUUGACAGUCAUACCGGAAUUGAGAUUGGUCGCACUCUCAAAAAAUUUCCUUUGUUGACAUCAAGGGAGUACGUCCUUGCUUGGAAGCUGUGGCACGGAAAUGACAACUUCUACUGUUUCACUAAGGAAUGUGAUCACGAUAUGGUACCGCGACAGAGGAAGUAUGUUCGUGUCAGUCACUUUAGAUCUGGUUGGCGGAUCAGGAGAGUUCCUGGAAGAAAUGCUUGUGAGAUCAAAAUGUUCCACCAGGAAAAUGCGGGGUUGAAUGUUGAGAUGGCCAAGCUCGCUUUCUCUAAAGGCAUAUGGAGUUACGUUUGUAAGAUGGACAAUGCGUUUCGUAAUUACGUUGCCAUCAGUCAUACACCUCAAGGCUCCGUUUUAUCUGCUCUCACCUUAAUCGCAAAGGUUCCAUCAGAGUUAGAAAGCCAGACAGUGGAUGUCACAGUCUCCAUGGGAACUAAUCGCGGUGAAGAAAUAUUGACUCAAGUAGCAAAACAGAAGAAGCUAUCGAGAAAGCCAUCGAAGAAACUCAUAGCAAAAGGUCUGGUUUUUGUGGGUGGUGCUGCUAUAUGUUUGUCACGUGGUCACUCAGCCUUAGGUGCUAAAGCAGCAUUGGCUUACCUCUUGACCAAACUGAACAAACGUGCAACUCCUCUGAAGCAGACCACCCAUAACACCAGUAUUUAAAGUAAGAAUCCCCCUUGUCAUUAGGGGUUUACAUUAAAGCUUUUUUGGUUUAUUUAUGACUCAAAACCACAUGAAUUCUGAUAGGUUUUGGUCUUACAAAUUGUUGUAUUUUUAGCUUCAAGAUAUGUAUUUUGUGUUCAUAUGGAUGUAAAAGUUUAUACAUUAAACAUUAAGAAUAUUGGCUCA